AGCUUUCUCUUCUGUAGCAAUGAUAGUCAUAGCUACAUUCAGACUGUUUUCCUAAUUGAUGUAGUAGAUGAGGGAAGUGUAGGCAUUUAUGUUGGUGAUUUCAAGGUGAUCAAAAUCAGAGAUCAGAUCAGUCUGUGCCUGAUGAGGGCAUCAGCUAGGAAGACAAUAUACAGGGAAUGUGGACAGAUACAGGAAGGACAGAGUGAAAGGCAUUGUUUGAGUACUGCUUAAGUACUAGAGACAUGGUCUCACUUCAUUGCCCAGGCUAGUCUCGAACUUCUGGGCUCCAGAGAUCCACCCACCUUGGCCUCCCAAAGUGUCAGGAUUACAGGUGUGAGCCACGGUGCCCGACCCAGUAAGAAGAAAAUUAACCCAGAAAAAUUCCUACCUUUUCCUUGCUUGCAUCUGGUAAUAGGAAAUGAUUGAUGAUGGAAAAGUCAAUGCUAGCUCUGAGGGGUACUUUAUUUUAGUUGGAUUUUCUAAUUGGCCUCAUCUGGAAGUAGUUAUCUUUGUGGUUGUCUUGAUCUUCUACUUGAUGACACUGACAGGAAACCUGUUCAUCAUCAUCCUGUCAUACGUGGACUCCCAUCUCCACACACCAAUGUACUUCUUCCUUUCAAACCUCUCAUUUCUGGAUCUCUGCUACACCACCAGCUCUAUCCCUCAGUUGCUGGUGAAUCUCUGGGGCCCGGAAAAGACCAUCUCUUAUGCUGGUUGCAUGGUUCAACUUUACUUUGUUCUCGCACUGGGAACCACAGAGUGUGUCCUACUGGUGGUGAUGUCCUAUGACCGUUAUGCAGCUGUGUGUAGACCUUUGCAUUACACUGUCCUCAUGCACCCUCGUUUCUGCCACCUGCUGGCUGUGGCUUCUUGGGUAAGUGGUUUUACCAACUCAGCACUUCAUUCCUCCUUCACCUUCUGGGUACCUCUGUGUGGACACCACCAAGUAGAUCACUUUUUCUGUGAAGUUCCAGCACUUCUGCGAUUAUCGUGUGUUGAUACCCAUGCCAAUGAGCUGACCCUCAUGGUCACAAGCUCCAUAUUUGUUCUCAUACCUCUCAUCCUCAUUCUCACUUCUUAUGGUGCCAUCAUCCGAGCUGUACUGAGGAUGCAGUCAACCACUGGGCUUCAGAAAGUGUUUGGAAGAUGUGGAGCUCAUCUUAUGGCUGUAUCUCUCUUUUUCAUUCCGGCCAUGUGCAUAUAUCUCCAGCCAUCAUCAGGAAAUUCUCAAGAUCAAGGCAAUUUCAUUGCCCUCUUUUAUACUGUUGUCACACCUAGUCUUAACCCUCUAAUCUACACCCUCAGAAACAAAGAUGUAAGAGGGGCAGUGAAGAGACUAAUGGGGUGGGAAUGAGCCUGUGUAUGUGUCAUAUUAACAAUAUAACAGAGUCUCCCCUCACAAUGAUUCAUCCUUCUAUUUAUUUAUCAGCCAUUCUUUUAUUCACUCACUCUGUUAGCACUUGCUGAGCAUGUACUCUAACAAGGUCAUGGAGUUCCUGGUAACAGGUAGGAAUAAAACACAGUCAGCCUAAAUACCAUUCACUUGUGGAGAAAACAGCUAUGUAAAAUCAAGAUAAAACAUCUAUAGUGAUGUUUUUCCAUGGUACAAACCUAAUGUAUCCAAGACAGACUUUUCUUGAUUGAAAAUAAGGCAUGAAAUUUGUUGUAAAUCUUGAUAGAAGCGAAGCUGUAAUUCCUAUGAAAAGAUGAUACUCUCAAUUUAAAAAUCUCUACAAUAUGUCUUUUAAUUUCUUGCUUUUUGGGCAGAAUACUUUUGUCUUCUAUCUUUAGUUUAGUUAAAUAUGCAGCAAAAUACUUCAAAUCCUUUUCUCCAACAAUGCUUAUUCUUUGUCGGAUAGUAAAUUUUGAGAGGAAUUUUGGUCCAUAUUCUUUCAUAUCCAGUAUCAAUAGUAGGACAAUAAGUUUUAUGAAUUGUAGUAAGAGAGGCUUUGAAACAGUGUAGCAGAAGUCAGCAUCUGAGAUCCCUCUUUUUUGCAAGGCAGUGAGAAAUAUAUAGGAAGUAAAAGGAGCUGGUAAAGCUGAGCUAUGGAGCUUACAAAGAAAUGGUCAUCACAGGCUAGGUAUACUUAGGUGAGGUAAGUGCUUGGAGCAACUGCAUUACCUAAGGAACUAAGGAGAACAUUUGAGGCAAAUAGAGAGGCUCUGAAAAUGACUUGAAGCCAAUGGGUGUAUGAAAGAAUUAUGUGAAAAUAUAUUGGAAAAAUUUUAUGAUAUAAACUGUCAUAUGGAAAAUGAUAGCUUAUUUUUAUUUUAAAGCUUGAUCUAAUUUGAGUAUUUAUGGUUAAUAAGUAUAUUAUGUAUGUCAAUAUAUGUGUUUCACAUAAAGAAAUCUAUUUUAUAGAAGUAAUCAUUUUGUUUUAUAUAUUAUUGUCAACCAUCUUCAUUUGAAAUAAUUGCGCUAUACCUAGAGCAAUUUAAACUGACAGUCAUAGUCAAAUGAAGCGGAAAAAUGGCUAAAGGAGAAUUCAGUAUAAAGUAACGUACUUGCAAUGCCUGAGUUUUCUCUAUAACUCAAAUGUCAGCUGUAGCUUUUGAGGCCUGUGAGAUUUAGAUAUGAUUGAUUCACACACUAUUUCCUAAAUUAUUAUAAAAAUAAAAACGCAUCUCAGAACUUCCCUCCAAUUUCUAGUGUGACUUGCAAUUGCAUUGAUUCUGCUGACUUUAUCUUCCUUGUGCAUCUCUGACUCUUCCUUUAUUUCUAACUAGGCAUGAAAAAUAUGAGGCAUGUGCCCUUGUCCUUAACCUUACCCAAGAAAUGAAGAACCAAGAAUAAUGUAUGUAAAAUGACUUUUAGCAAGCAAUUGGGACCACAUAGGGUAAAACAUCACAUAAAAACACAUUUUUAAAAACUUAAAGAACAUAACUUAGCCCUUUCAACUGUUUUCUACUAUGGAAAUCUUGCGAUUUGGAGCACUUCCUGUAGCAUCCUGGUUUCUCACCUACUCAAAUAUCCCCCCCCCCCAUCUUUAUUAAGGAUAAGUGAAAAAAAUGUAUUUAUUUAUAAUAUACAGCAUAAUGUUUUGACAUAUGCCUAAUUAUGCAAUUAUUAUUCAAGCUAAUUAACAGAUCAUUAACUCACAUACUUACCUAUUUUGUGGUGAGAACAUUUAGGAUCUGUUAUCUUAGCAGGUUUCAACUAUGCAGUACAGUAUUAUUAGCUAUAGUCACCAUACCGUAGAACAGAUCUCUUGAAUUUGUUCCUUCCAUCUGAAACUUUGUACCCUUUGACCAAUAUCUCCCCAUUUUCCCUAUUUCUCUCCACUGCUAACCCCUGAC
Molecule: messenger RNA, 3297 nt
Organism: Gorilla gorilla gorilla (western lowland gorilla)
Lineage: Eukaryota; Metazoa; Chordata; Mammalia; Primates; Hominidae
Gene: OR2J3
Product: olfactory receptor family 2 subfamily J member 3
Exons: 4
Coding region: 419-1354 (311 amino acids)
Biological process (GO): G protein-coupled receptor signaling pathway
Cellular component (GO): membrane
Molecular function (GO): G protein-coupled receptor activity; olfactory receptor activity
Source: RefSeq, a predicted model, not a curated record